CCCUUGACCCCAUUAUAUGCCUAUAAAUAGAAGCCACUCCUCUGCUCAUCAACCACACACUACAAAUCUAACCUCACUUAUUACUAUCUACUUCUCAUUCCUUUCAUUCCUUCCCUUAGCUUCUUAACUCAGUCAUGGGCGUCUUCACUUUUGAGGAUGAAAUCACCUCCACCCUGCCCCCUGCUAAGCUUUACAAAAACCAAGUUUAUCUUGCACAAGGUGGAGUCAAUAGAUGAGGCCAACUAUGCAUACAACUACAGCGUUGUUGGAGGAGUGGCUCUGCCUCCCACGGCGGAGAAGAUAACAUUUGAGACAAAGCUGGUUGAAGGACCCAACGGAGGAUCCAUUGGGAAGCUUACUCUCAAGUACCACACCAAAGGAGAUGCAAAGCCAGAUGAGGAAGAGUUGAAGAAGGGUAAGGCCAAGGGUGAAGGUCUCUUCAGGGCUAUUGAGGGUUACGCCUUGGCCAACCCUUCUCAAUAUUAGAACACAUACUUUGCUCAAUCUUCAUACACAAGUUUCUUUUUAGUAUUAUUUCUAUACAGUUUUUUUCGUGUGAAAAUAAUAGUUAAAUAAUUUCACAUGUUUGACUAAACAAUAUGUCAUUUUCACACGGAGAAGACUAGUUGGGAAUUUUCAUUUUCUGUUGGGCAUGUUUGUGUGGUGUGCGCUUGUGCUUCAAGUAAUUGGUUUUCUACUCUGUAAUAAGUGUUGCCUUCUAUCUGCUGCAGCUUUGUCUUUGUGUGAGCUUCAUAUCAAUAAAAUUUAAUACAAAAGAAAUUUGAAUAAUUA
This is a messenger RNA of Arachis ipaensis, 792 nucleotides long. NCBI's taxonomy places the organism in Eukaryota, Viridiplantae, Streptophyta, Magnoliopsida, Fabales, Fabaceae. The record is from RefSeq and is a predicted model, not a curated record.